Molecule: messenger RNA, 567 nt
Organism: Nestor notabilis (Kea)
Lineage: Eukaryota; Metazoa; Chordata; Aves; Psittaciformes; Psittacidae
Gene: ARL15
Product: ADP-ribosylation factor-like 15
Exons: 4
Molecular function (GO): GTPase activity; GTP binding
Source: RefSeq, a predicted model, not a curated record
UGUUUUCGAGCACUUUGCUGCAAGGGACCGCCACCACCACGACCUGAAUAUGACUUGGUUUGCAUAGGCCUCACUGGUUCUGGCAAGACAAGUCUUCUGUCACAGCUUUGCAGUGAAAGCCCGGAGAAUAUAGUGUCUACCACAGGUUUUAGUAUAAAAGCGGUGCCAUUCCAGAAUGCCAUCUUGAACGUAAAAGAACUUGGAGGGGCAGACAAUAUCAGGAAAUACUGGAGUCGUUACUACCAAGGAUCCCAAGGAGUAAUAUUUGUAUUAGACAGUGCCUCCUCUGAAGAUGAUCUAGAAACUGCUAGGAAUGAACUGCAUUCUGCUCUCCAGCACCCACAGUUAUGUACUUUGCCGUUUUUAAUACUGGCUAACCAUCAAGACAAGCCAGCAGCUCGCUCCGUACAAGAGAUUAAAAAAUAUUUUGAACUUGAGCCACUUGCACGUGGAAAGCGCUGGAUCCUUAAACCGUGCUCCUUGGAUGAUAUGGAAGCAGUAAAAGACAGCUUCUCCCUUCUAAUAAACUUGCUAGAAGAGAGAGACUUCGAACCUUCAAGAAUGUGA